Alosa alosa (allis shad) is the source of this 1659-nucleotide messenger RNA. RefSeq lists its product as uncharacterized. Lineage: Eukaryota; Metazoa; Chordata; Actinopteri; Clupeiformes; Clupeidae. The transcript has 11 exons. Gene Ontology annotation, molecular function: oxidoreductase activity. The record is from RefSeq and is a predicted model, not a curated record. The coding region runs from base 235 to 1197 and encodes 320 amino acids.
GGAGCUCGCACAUGCUCGGCAUGCUUUUAUAGGCUAAAUAGUUGAAAACCUGGUCGACUUGAUCGUGCUUCCACCUUUAAACAGCGAGUGUCUGUCUGAAACCAGCCGGCUCGUCUGACAAACAGGGAGCAGAAACAGACAACACCAUGAAUAUGACCAGGUGUCUUAUUGCCGAGGCGGAGGUGCAGGCGUUCAUCAAGCGGUGCAUGCUGAGCGUGGGCACCAGACCCAGCCAUGCCCGCAGCCUGGCAGAGGUGCUGGUGGAGGGAGACCGGAGAGGGCAUUACAGCCACGGCCUCAACCGGAUGGGAUGGCGAGCCAGUCAUCGAAAGGGAGACUGUGGCCACCGGUCUGGUGGACGGGAGGAACCUGUUGGGUCCAGUGGUAGGAAACUUCUGUAUGAGCCUGGCCCUGAGGAAGGCCCGGGACGUGGGCAUCGGCUGGGUGGUCGCGCGAGGCUCCAAUCACUAUGGCAUCGCUGGUUAUUACGCCAUGCAGGCCCUGAAAGAGAACAUGAUCGGCAUGUCCUAUACAAACACCUCUCCACUGGUGGUCCCUACCAGAGCUAAAGAGUGCACUCUUGGGACCAACCCCAUCAGCGUAGCGGCUCCAGGUAAACAUGGAGACAGCUUUGUGCUGGACAUGGCGACGUCUGCAGUGGCGUUGGGAAAGGUGGAGCUUCACGACAGGAACGGUACCUCCAUCCCAGAGGGCUGGGGCUGUGACUCGGAGGGCAAGCUGAGCACUGACCCCAGCAAGGUCCUCCAGGGAGGGGGCCUGGUGCCCAUUGGAGGGUGUGAGACCACAGGGGGAUACAAGGGCUUUGGCUUGGGCAUGAUGGUGGAGGUGUUCUGUGGAAUGCUAGCAGGGUCUGAGUACAGUCGCUACAUUCGAACGUGGAGGGUGACAGAUCGGGCUGCUAAUCUGGGUCAGUGUUUUGUAGCGAUAAACCCAGAGAACUUUGCUCCAGGUUUUAACGACAGAAUGUCAGACCUACUGUCUUUACACAGAUAUUUGGAGCCUGCCGAGACUGAGAUGCCGGUUGUUGCGCCGGGAGACCCAGAAAGAAUUCAUAUUGAAAAAUGUAAUUCUCUCGGUGGCAUACCGUACCAUCUCAGCGUGGUCAACCACAUGAAUACUUUUGCCAAAAGCAUAGGGGUCACUCCCCUGCUUUCAGUUAACAAGGUGAUUGAAUAACACCUGACUGGCUGGAGUGUCGGCUGUAGUCCUGCACUUUACACGGUGAUGCUUGAAAAAGGUGAUCUGUCCUCGCAUCAAGGUCAAGCCAAGAGUGGGUUCAGUUAUGUGCUAUAGAAGAAUGUCCUCAGCCUUCUUCUCAGGAUGACCAUCUUCAAAGAGAAAGAAGACUUAAAAUAUGGGAAACUGUAGGAUGCAGAAUGUGCAGUAACUGAAUUUAUGGUCAAACGGGUAGUUUCAGUUUUAAUCUUGCUCAUAUAUACUCAUUUGAAAGAAUCUUUUACACUGGAGCCACAGGGUAUUUUACGUAUUUCAAGAUAGAAAUAGUUUUAUACAUAAUAAAAAUAACUUAUUCAUAUACAAUGUCAUACAUUAUUGGUGUUACACCACAGGUGUUACACCACAGGUGACACUGCGGUGUUUUUUUCCGAGGGCAUUCGGUUUGCUUCAGAUCUCAGGAUA